Messenger RNA from Brachypodium distachyon (stiff brome), 714 nucleotides. RefSeq lists its product as uncharacterized. The transcript is spliced from 5 exons. The record is from RefSeq and is a predicted model, not a curated record. The coding region runs from base 1 to 471 and encodes 156 amino acids. Lineage: Eukaryota; Viridiplantae; Streptophyta; Magnoliopsida; Poales; Poaceae.
AUGGCGAUUAUCUUUCUUGAUGGGGAAGACGGGCCCAGUCGAUUAGACCGGGCCUCAGCCCAAGCUAUACGAAAUGGGUUUGGUUCCCUCAUCCUCGGGGGCUGCUCGGCGACUAGCCUUUGCGGCGGCGGUGACCUCGCGCUGGCGGCGGGAUCCCCGGUGACGCCUCCAUCCAACAUUCCAAUCCCAGGCACCGGCUUCGAAGACGCAGCUUUGCCGUAUGACCGCCGACACGAGGUCGCUGUGGACAGAAACGUGCUGCACUGUCCACGUGGAAGCCUCUUCACCCUUAAAUGUUCUUCUGGGCAGCGUCGUUUGUUUAGUAUACGGAACACACCGUGGAAGAGAAUAAAGGAAUGGAAUGCUAUGCCGCCACCACUUAUUUGUGUAGGGUGCUGUCUAGUGCUGAGAUGUCAUUUCAACGAUAAAAUUGUCACAGGUAGAAGUAGUGGGGUCAAGUACAGUGUGUGACAUUUUUCUGCUCCAUUCUGAUGCCAUGAUAGUUGCUUGACACCUAGGUGAAGUAGUGGAAUCUAGUAGCUAUUCCAACCAAUGGUAACCAGUGUGUCUCCAUGAAAUCCCAACAGGAUCUGGUUUUGUGGCAGAUGUAUCAUGUUUAGUGAUUUUGGUUUUUCUUUUACAUCUAAUUAUUUCAUUUCCACUGAUCUCAGAACUUUGCACUGUCCUUUGUUAAAAAUGAAGUUACUAGAAAAA